GAAUGGUGUGUUCAGUUGUAUUUUGACCGUCGAUCCGUUGGCAUCACGCUGUGAAGAUUACUCGAAGUUUAAACGAGGGUGACUCUCCUAGUUAUUGUUGGAACAGACCUUGGAUGUCUGUAUGAGUGUGUCCGUUGUGAAAGAAAGGAACGACGUUCGUAAUUCCAGAGACGCACAAAGUUAUCCUCAUAGUUUUUUUUUUGUUGUAUAUUUGGUGAUACCAGGAAGAAAGAAGUGAUUUUGGUCGAUCCCAAAGGAAAAAACUAAAGUUUUUCUCGAAGCUGAGAAAUAAUUGGGAAACAAGGUAUUUUUUUUUCAAGUCAUCUGCUUUGUGUGUAGAGAAGAUAUCAAAUGUUGUGAGAGAGAACAACAAAAAUUUGUGUGAUCAUCAGAACGCGGAGCAUUUUGUGAAGAAAGAGAUUGGUGUGUGAGAGAAUUAUAUACAAAGUUUAAAAAAAAAGUGACACAGUGACUCUCUUUUUCCACAUAAUCUCUUACGAAAAAAAAGUCCAGGCAAUUGGAAAAACAUUUGAGCGUGGGGCGGGAGUCUGGAGUGAGAAGUGAUCAAAAUUGCAGCCAUUCAUCCCAGAAUGCUGAUGCCCGGGGCCCCAGAGGCUGACGCUGCUACACUGGCUGCCCUGGCGGCCAAUUCACAGGCGGCUGCUCUUGUGGCCUCAACUGCCCCUGGGGGUACGGGUCUGGCACCACCUGGGUCUGCUGUAGCAGCAGCUGCAGCUGCCCUAUCGGCGCCCAGUGUCCAACAGAAGGAUACCACAUGGACGAAACUUUUUGUCGGUGGCCUGCCCUAUCACACCACGGAUAAGAGCCUGCGGGAACACUUUUCCGUGUACGGAGAAAUUGAGGAAGCGGUCGUGAUCACGGACAGACAAACAAACAAAAGCAGAGGCUAUGGAUUUGUGAUAAUGGGUGAUCGAGGGAGUGCUGAGAGGGCGUGCAAAGAUCCAAAUCCCAUCAUUGAUGGGCGCAAGGCCAACGUGAACUUGGCCAUCCUGGGUGCCAAACCACGUGGCAAUCUAGCUCCAGGUGAGUUGUCCACUUCAUCAUACGGAGGAUUCCCCUUUGCUGCAGGACUUCGGACAGGAUAUCCGGUGCUACCAAAUCAAUUUGGGGUUCCACCAUCCUAUGUCUAUGGGACACCGUAUUUGGGAACGAGUGCCACGACAACAGGCUUGAUGCCACUUCCGGCAACACAGUUGUCUCAUGCGGCCGCAAUUGCAGCAGCUACUAGUCAGUUCUACGAAUACCAAAAUGCGGUUGCUGCUGCUGCCGCUGCACCCUAUCCGAGUCAGUACACGGGAUUUGAGACAUAUCCGUACUCUGGAGCUGCAGCAGCUAAUGCAGCUGCUGCUGGGUAUAUGCCCUACACUUAUGCCACAUUGCCACAAUCUGGAGCGGCUGCAGCCGCCGCAGCCGCUGGUGGAUUCCCAGGAUUGGCGCCGUAUCAGGGAGCCGGGCAGACGUCCCUGCAGGAGGCACGACUUCAAUGAUUUCUGGCCCCAAAACUCUUGGCGCCGCUCAAUAAUAAUGAAAUUUACCAAAAAAGCACUUGAAGAUGGGUCACCCUCUGACCUUUGUGGGAGGGUUCGGUGACUCAUGCAGACUCUGCCAACAAUUAAAACAAAAAAAUAAUAAAACUAUAUUUUGAAAAGAGAAAAAA
Messenger RNA from Phlebotomus papatasi, 1678 nucleotides. Its product is annotated as RNA-binding protein 24-like. The record is from RefSeq and is a predicted model, not a curated record. Gene Ontology annotation, molecular function: RNA binding. Bases 591 to 1508 code for a protein of 305 amino acids. Lineage: Eukaryota; Metazoa; Arthropoda; Insecta; Diptera; Psychodidae. The transcript is spliced from 7 exons. Gene Ontology annotation, cellular component: cytosol.